Messenger RNA from Oppia nitens, 684 nucleotides. RefSeq names its product rRNA N6-adenosine-methyltransferase METTL5-like (gene Mettl5). The transcript is spliced from 3 exons. The record is from RefSeq and is a predicted model, not a curated record. Gene Ontology annotation, molecular function: nucleic acid binding; rRNA (adenine-N6-)-methyltransferase activity. The coding region runs from base 13 to 684 and encodes 223 amino acids. Gene Ontology annotation, biological process: rRNA methylation. NCBI's taxonomy places the organism in Eukaryota, Metazoa, Arthropoda, Arachnida, Sarcoptiformes, Oppiidae.
CCGACGACUGCAAUGAAGUUGAAGGCAUUGGAGUCGUUGAUGCAAUCGGUGGAUGAGUUUCAGUCACCAAAGGUAUGUUACGAACAGUACUCGACAUCAGUUCACAUCAGUUCCCGAAUGCUGUACACCAUUGACCACACAUUUGACGACUUGAGAUACAAAUGUGUGGCCGAUCUCGGCUGCGGUUCCGGCAGACUGACCAUUGGUUCUGCACUGAUUGGUGCCCAAUAUGUGUUGGCUAUUGACUGUGAUUGGGAUGCCGUCCAACAAAUGGUAGAAAAUUUAGAAGAAUUCGAGAAUAUUACGGCCAGUGUUGACCCGAUUUGUGCCGAUAUUACCGAUGAAGACAUGUGGCAACCGUUUCACAAGCGUUUCGAUACUUGUAUUUUGAAUCCUCCGUUUGGCACAAAAAGAAAUAAAGGAAUUGAUAUGAUUUUCUUGAAAAGAGCUCUUCAGUUGUCAUCAAACGCCGUCUAUAGUCUACAUAAGACAUCCACUCGAGAGCACAUUCUCCGUAAAGCCAAAGAAUGGUCAGUUGAGGCCCAAGUGUUGGCAGAGUUGAGGUUUGAUUUGCCGAAAGUCUAUAAAUUUCACAAACAUUCUUCAGUCGACAUUGAAGUUGACUUUUAUCGCUUCCAACACAAGACACCAACACUUAAAUCACAACAACAAUUAGGUCUUUGA